AGAGCAGCGGGGAUGCCGCCUCCCCCUGCAGUUCCUACAUAGGCAGGACCGUGCCCUGGAGGACACUGCUGCUGAGGCUCCAGAGACACACUUCCAGAGAGAUCCCAAGAUCCUGACACAAUGAGGAAGCAUCUGGGCGGAUGCUGGUUGGCCAUUGUCUGCGUUCUGCUGUUCAGCCAGCUCUCGGCAGUCAAGGCAAGAGGCAUAAAGCACAGAAUCAAGUGGAACCGGAAGACUUUGCCCAGCAUCUCCCAGGUCACGGAGGCGCACACGGCUGAGAUCCGCCCUGGGGCCUUCAUCAGGCAGGGCCGGAAGCUUGAUAUCGACCUUGGCGCUGAAGGCAACAGGUACUACGAGGCCAACUACUGGCAGUUCCCCGAUGGGAUCCACUACAAUGGCUGCUCCGAGGCCAACGUGACCAAGGAGAAGUUUGUCACCAGCUGCAUCAACGCCACCCAGGUGGCCAACCAGGAGGAGCUGUCCCGCGAGAAACAAGACGACAGGCUUUACCAGCGGGUCCUGUGGCGGCUGAUCAGGGAGCUCUGCUCUGUCAAGCACUGUGAUUUUUGGUUGGAAAGGGGAGCGGGACUUCGGGUCACCCUAGACCAGCCUGUGAUGCUCUGCCCGCUGGUUUUCAUUUGGUUUAUUGUGACAUAAGCUUGCAGGCAGGCUGGCAGCCACGGGGAUGGGGGGGGGGGGGGGUGGGUGAGCAAGCCACUGAGUUAUCCCAGUUCCUCUCCUCCAGACCCAAACCCCCAUGUGUCCCGAAGGUACUGAGGAACCAAGUAUUCCCACGGGUACCCGUCUGCUUUUGAUAAAUGUGUGUGUACCAAUCCCCUCUAGGCUCUACCGAAGGGCGGCCUUUUAAUCACCACAUUCUCAGGUCCCAGUGGAGGGUCUGGCACACCAUCUUCCGCAGUAAAUGUUGGGUGAACAGAUAAGAGAACGAGCCAGGGACCCUGCCACGCGCAUCACAGUAUUUCCGGACCCCUCUUAGAGGUAGGUGCUAUUCCCACUGUACAGAUGAGGAAACGGAGGCUCCAACAAGUGAAGUGGCUGGAGAGUAGCAGAGCCAAAAUUCAAUUCUGGCUUGUCUCACCCCCAGAUUUUCCGCUCUGUGCAAUCCCAGAGCUGUCUUGUGAUCCCUUCCUUACUGCUCGCAAGACCCAAACCCAAACACAUAUUUCUGGCGAAACCACAGAAACCCCACUUUUGGAAAUACGAAACGGUCUGAACUGAUGGCCAUGUAUCUUAAUACCUGGUUACAUGGAGGUUUUAUUUAAUUCUUCUCAUCAAACUAAGAUACAAGAGAGGGAUUAAGGGGACACAGAAGUAAAGCUAGACAAAGGCCCAGAAAUCACAGGGUAAGGCGAUCUUGCCAGGCUGGUUCCCAGAGCAGACCAGAUGCACAGCAGGAUGUGACCACGGCACAAAGGUUUUUGAUGUGUUUUGUUCUGGUUUUGGUGUUUUUCUUUUUGUUUUUGUUUUUCACAAGAAGGAUAAGUAUUUGCUGUUCCUGGCUCUAAACUAUUGUCUGGAUUUGAGAAAGUAUUUUUAAUGGACAUGUUUGCUUUCUAAUGUUCGUUCCCCCAGCCCUUUCUGUAUCUCUCUGUGUAUAUGCAUAUGAGAAUCUUUAAAUAUACUCCCUUUACACGGGUGCUGUGCCAA
Molecule: messenger RNA, 1668 nt
Organism: Neofelis nebulosa (Clouded leopard)
Lineage: Eukaryota; Metazoa; Chordata; Mammalia; Carnivora; Felidae
Gene: PRND
Product: prion like protein doppel
Exons: 2
Coding region: 121-657 (178 amino acids)
Biological process (GO): protein homooligomerization; intracellular copper ion homeostasis
Cellular component (GO): membrane
Molecular function (GO): copper ion binding
Source: RefSeq, a predicted model, not a curated record